Molecule: messenger RNA, 3951 nt
Organism: Tetrahymena thermophila SB210
Lineage: Eukaryota; Ciliophora; Oligohymenophorea; Hymenostomatida; Tetrahymenidae
Exons: 7
Source: RefSeq, a predicted model, not a curated record
AUGAAUUAAGUUAGAUAGUCUUACUACAUUCGAGAGAGUGCUAUUUCUACUUAACCGUAAGGAAAUAGUUUUGUGAAUUCUCGUAAUAAUAGUGGAGUAAAUAUUCAGCAUUAAGGUAGUCUUGGGUUAGGAACAUAAACGACAUAUAUAGCUAAUAAUAGUAUCUAAACAACAUAACCUCCUUAAGGUUAGACAUCUUCAAGCGUUAACCCUUAAUACCAUCAUUAAAAGUAGUAAAGCUAUGCUAGCAAUCAUAGCUUACCAAAAAAUUAAUACAUAAUUAAUCUUACUUAAGAUUCUUCUUUAAUGACUGUAGCAGACGCCAAUAAUUAAAGAAAAUCCCUUAGCAUUUUAACUACACAAUAAUCAUAGCUAAAAGAGCUAUUUAGAAACAAAGCCUAAACUCCUAAUCAUUAUCAUACAAAUUCAAUAUCUUAGCAAUCGAUAAAUGCCCCAUAUUUGAAAGACAACUAUCUUUUGAGAAAUAAUGAUAAUACCAAUUAAUCAAAUUAAUCAGGGUAUUUUUCAAGAAGCAAAAUUAACAAAAAUAAAUUUAUAUCAUUAGGAGAUAGUGAUCAAAAAAGAAGACAAAGCAGUACAUUAUUAGGUUAAAAUGUUUAAAACGAUUAUGUAAUUUCUGAUUAGAAAUAGCAUAGUAAUUUUUAUCAUAAAUAAGCAAGUAGUCAUUCUCAUAUUAAAGUGGUAGACUCAAAAAAUUCUAAUGAUUCUGAUAAAAAUUUUACUCCACAGUCAAAAGUUGAAACUAUUUCUAAAGAAUAAUCACGUCUUAUUUAACUAUAACAGAGCUAUAUAUAAAAACUGAAAAACAACAAAAUAGUCAAAUAAAAGAGUUACUAAUUUUAAAUAUUUACAAAUAUUGUUCAAAACUUUCUCUUAAAUGAAACUCUUAUCGAUCACACUGAUGCAUAGAUUAAAGAGUAGUUAAAUGAUUUACUGAUAGAAUAAUCUUAAUAAUAAGCUGCUUUAGAAUAAAGGGUAAAUACAGAGAGCAGUGCAAGUAAUUAAAUAUCAAAAUCAUCUCGCAAUAUCAUAGAUACUGAAUCCGAUACAGCCAAAAUAAAUGACAAUAAUUUUCUUAAAGUUUUACAGUAAGACAAUAAUUCUUAGUAGCAGAAUCAAAAUAGAAGACCAUCAAUAUUAUAAAUAAUGCAAUAAAAGUAUACACAUACGUAGUUAGAUUUUAAUUCAAGUAAUUAAGAAGAUACGAAAGCAAAAGUUUAAUUUAUAACUGAGCAAACCACAGAAGAUUAAACAACUUAAAAAUCAACAAUUAAAUAAGAUAAUAAUAAGUUAGUUAUAAAUGUUAUUAAUUCUUAAAAUGAAUUAGCUAAGCAUGAUUUUGCUAAUUCGACAAGAGCAAUAAAAAUUUAAUAAAACUAAAUAAAUAAUUCUAAAUCGGACUUAGAAUAAGAAGUAACUAGUCCUGCAGAUUUGAAAUAAAAGGAAGAUAUACUUAUGUUUCUAAUGGAUUUUCUAAAUAAGAUUGAACACUAGUUUUUAGAAGGUAUUAAUUGUAAAUAUUACCCUCAAGAGGAUUUUAUAAAGUAGUUAAUGAAAAAUCUGAUGGAGCUAAGCAACAAAAUUUGUCAUUAUUUAAUGCAAAGAAAAGAAAAAGUUGCCAGUAUUUUCAUCAAUACAAUUUUAAAAGUUUUCGCAUAAAUACUAGAAAAGCAAUAUCUAUAUGUAAAGGACUAAGUGAAACAGUUAGUUAAAAUAUAAGUUUAAGAGCAUAAUGAAAAGUUUAACUAUUAUGUAAAUAAAAAAAAAGAGUUAGAAGAUAAAAUAAGCUAAAUGUACAAAGAUCAAGAUAAAAUAGUUGUUGAAUUUCAAAAGAAAAUAGUGGCCAUGGAAGAAAUUAAGAAUCAAUAUUUAGAGCAAGCAGAAAUCCUAAGAGAGUAAAUUGAAGAAUCAAAAACUAAAAAGUAUAAAGAUUAUUAGCUUGAAAGGAUUCAAGUGCAAUCAAAAGAAGUAAUUAAAAAUUGCGCAUAAAUCGAGGCUGAAAUCUUAAAACGUAGAGAAGACACAAAGGAUUCAAUUUAAAAUUUAGCAAAAAUGACAAUGGAGCAUUUCAAUACAGUUAAAAAUGACCCACGAAGAAGAUCCUUAUUGGGAAAUUUAGGCUUUAGUGGUAUUAAUUAAUCUGAUUUGAUUCUGUAAGGAAGUAUGACACACUCAGAAAAUUAAUAAUCAUUUUCUGAGUUCAACUUGAUUACUUAUGCAGCUAAAUAUGAUAAACCAGAAACCAAAGCAGCAAUUUUAUUUGCUCAUCCAUUUUAAUUUUAUAUCCAAUAAGAUAUUCAUAAUUACAUGUAUGACAAAUUAAUUCCCAAACAAAGUAGGUCAGAAAUGAUUAAAUUACUUGAAAAUUAUAUGGAAGAAGUUACAAUAUUAAAAUAUGGAGGAAAUAAAAUAAAUGGGCCUUUAAAUUUCUUAUCAUGGAUUCUGUAGAAGCAUUAAAAUUUCUUUGUAGCUUCUAUUAAAAUCACUGAAAUAGCUUUUCUAUUGUAAAGUUUAGUUAAUAGCAAAAAAGAAAUUGGAAUUUAUUUUGCCACGAUAUUCGGUAUAGUUUAAGAUAAUAUGCUUUCUGACUCUUAAUUUGAGUUUAUGAUAUCUAUUAGAAAAAUGCUAAAGUUAUAUAUCCCAUGGUUAGACCAGUUAGAUACUUUAAAAGAAUAAGAGAUAAAUAAAAUGAUAGAUGAUCAAGUAUUUAUUCCUGCAAAAUAAGUUUUAGAAUCAUUCUAAACUGUAUUUAAGAAUCAUCCUUAAUACUCAAAAAUAGAAGAAAGAUUUUAAAUAUUUUUGAAAACAAGAAAAGUCUAAAUCAAUCAAAGAGCUAUACAAGAACAAAGAAAAAUCAUUAACUCUAAGUUUGGUGAAUCUUCUCUUACAUUAAUUCCUAAUCUUAUGGAAAAAAUGAAAACUGAGAAUAUCAACGACGUUAUACGAAGUCUUGAAAAUAUUUUUGCUAAACUCGAUUAAAAGUAAUAAGAAAAAGUUAACUACAAUAGCUUCAAGAAAUUAAUGUAUAAUCACUAUGGUGUAGAUACAGAAAAUGAAUCUAUUUCAGAGUAUUUUUCUGAAUUUAUUUUUGGUGAAUGGUUUAAUUACUAAGGAUUUAUUCAAAAAGUCAUUAAACUACAUGUUCCUGAUGAUGUAAAUGAUAAAUUGAUUAGCUAUUAUAGUACAAUGAAUGAAAUUUGCAAUCUACUUAUGCAUAACUAAAAUUAAUCAUUCCAUGAAUUUAAAAACAGAUUAAGCAAUUAUUUAUUCAACAUGGAGUCCCUCAACUUUUUCUAAUAUAAUACGAUUGAUGAAUUUUUCAAAAGCUACGAAAAUUCAAAAGAUGAUCAGCUUAAAUUUAAUACUAAGCGUAUUUCUCCUGCGUUACUGUACUAAUAGCUCUUCAAAUAAAAUGAGUUUGGUUAGCUGUACCAGUACUUCAAGCAAUCAGGGAGCGUAGAUGAUGAAAAUUGCGAAUUUAUUAAAAGAUUAUAUCCUCAAAGAAUUUUAUUAGAUAACUUCAAUGAAUUCCUUGAUUACAAUAGGCAUAUUUAUUAGUUUUUAUCUGUUUAAGAAAAAAUUUAAAUUGUUUAGGCACCAACUCCUAGCGAAACUUCAAUUUAAUAUUUUAAUUAACCUACCAAAUCCAACAAUAAUCUUAAAAGGUUAAAUACCAUAAAUAAAAUAAAAGCAGCCAAGCUAUCUAAAUUUACUUCAUAAAGUAGUAAUGUAAGCAGCAAAUCAAACUCAAAUUAACCACAAUAUUAAGCAAGCAGAAAGUCAUAAUUUAAUUUGCAGCAAUUAACGAAAUCAAACACUCUAAUAAAAUAAGAUACUAUUUAAUUGGAAAGAUCAGACUCUAAAGAGUCUUCUGUAAGUAUUGCUACUCCUGCUAGUGCAAGCAAGAAAUCUAUUUUCUCAGGAGUUUGA